AUGUUUUUGAUUGUGACGAGUAACUGUGCAUCAAAAAAGCCACCGCAUCGUUAUAGUUAUUUAAUUAAAAGUGAUAGUAGUGUACAAAUACAAUCACCAAUAUCACAGUUGAACAACAAAGCAGCGCUUACAAAACGUUCACUACUUCCACGUAAACAUCAAACACAUCAAUCGAAACCGCGAAAACGUCGACAUACUCAAACAGAACAUCGUAAUCGUUACCAAUAUCGUAAAUUAAUGAAUUAA
Didymodactylos carnosus is the source of this 246-nucleotide messenger RNA. NCBI's taxonomy places the organism in Eukaryota, Metazoa, Rotifera, Eurotatoria, Philodinida, Philodinidae. The record is from the annotation of a GenBank genome assembly.